This is a messenger RNA of Microsporum canis CBS 113480, 1311 nucleotides long. RefSeq lists its product as hypothetical. Lineage: Eukaryota; Fungi; Ascomycota; Eurotiomycetes; Onygenales; Arthrodermataceae. The transcript has 2 exons. The record is from RefSeq and is a predicted model, not a curated record. Bases 1 to 1311 code for a protein of 436 amino acids.
AUGGCCGCCGCUAUAGGCCAGACGAUCUCCGUGAUAGACAAGUCCGGGAAGGUCGUCAGCACUAGCAAACAUCUGUUCAGCGUUUUCAAGGAGGCCCGUUCUGCCUAUAAAGAACGUAAGGCCGUCAUCCGUGGUGCAGAAGAUGCAAGAAGGGCGGAGCGAGAUACUCGUCGAGCUCUUGCAGCAUACACCCUCGAAGAUGGCCGUUCCACGGCGUCAAAGCGACAUCUAGGUCGAGCUAAAUCGGUUGUUCGACAUCAUGAUGAUGACAGGCAAAGCAGAUAUAGUCGCCACUCGAGCAGGUCACAGAAACGCCGGUCAUUCGAAUUUGAACUUCAGUCACAGUACUCCGGUGACUACCAUCCGAACACACAGCUGGCCCGUCGUCAUACAGAGCACAACCUCCCCAUGGCGGCACCGGUUAGGCCUUCGUACGGCGAAGCACGCGCACACACCCUUCCUAAAAUCGACAUGGAUCUAGCAUACGGUGAAUUUCAUCAGUCCGCACUCGAUCGUCUCGACCCAGAGCCUGGUGACAUGUCCGGCCUUGUCGGUAAGGUCAAGGACCUGCUCGUGGAAGCUGACUGCGCCCACCACUCGGUGACUGCCACGAUCGCACAUCUGCAAAAAAACCCAGAUGCCAUGGCCGCUGUUGCCCUCACCCUGGCUGAAAUCAGCAAGCUAGUUUCGGAUCUUGGUCCCACAGCCCUCACGGCGUUACGAGCUAGUGCACCGGCCGUUUUCGCGCUGUUGGCUAGCCCACAGUUCAUGAUUGCAGCGGGCGUUGGUAUCGGUGUCACAAUUGUGAUGUUUGGAGGAUACAAGAUCAUCAAACAGAUUUCUUCUAAGCCAGAAGGCGAGAAGGAAGUCGAAAGCCCUAUUAUGGUUGACGAGUUGAUGGAAAUCAACGCCGGCAUGAGCCGCAUUGAAGGCUGGAGAAGGGGAGUUGCAGAAUCUGAGGCCGAGAGUGUGGGGACGUCAGUUGACGGGGAGUUCAUCACGCCCACAGCGGCGGCUAUGUCUCGUGUUAUGCUUCAUGAACAGCAGUUCGGGCAAGACCGCCUCAGCGACAUUAGAAGCACCCGGAUACUCCCCGCACCAACUCGAGUGUCUUCUUACGUUGGAGGAAGCGUGUACGAGACCGGCUCUCAGUAUUCACGCCGCUCACACACUUCACGCUCAUCCAAACACUCCAAGAGUUCCAAAACGUCUCGGUCCCACAGUGAAAGCAAGGAUAAGAAGGAUAAGAAGAAGGAUAAGGAAGAGAAGAAAAAGAAGAAGCCUUCUCCCCUCAGGAAGUUGUUUAGCUGA